ACCUUUGAUUCUUUUCUGGUCAUUGCUUAGGAGAUGUUUAUUAACUUUGAAAGAACCUUUAGUCUUUACUCCAGAGUGAAUGUGAAAAAAUGUCUGUGUGUGAGGCUCAAGUCCUCAUUAGCAAACUGAGCACAUUACAGUUGCCUCAAAGGAAUGUUUUAAACAGCUUAGUGCUAUUGGCACAGUUGAUACUGUCUCUCAGUGUUUAGUGCACUUGUACAGCGCUCAAAAAUGGCGGUACGUUUGUUUGAGGAUAAAGAACAUGCAGACUCAUACUGGAAGUACCGAAUUUCUCCUUCUGAAGAGCUCAUCGACAAGGUUCUACAGUUCCACAGGAAUAAUAAAAAUUCAGCCAAUGACCUGGCAGUAGAUGUUGGUUGUGGGUCAGGGCAGGGAACGUUGCUCUUAGCACCACAUUUUACUUGUGUGGUAGGGACAGACAUCAGUCCUGCUCAACUGGAGAUGGGGAGGAAACAUGUUAAUAUUCCAAACGUCUCUUACAGGGAGAGUCCAGCUGAAGAACUGCCUUUUGAAGAUGGCUCUGUAGAUCUUGUGACGGCCAUGUCUGCGUUCCAUUGGUUUGAACAUUCACGUUUUCUUCGGGAGGCUCAUAGAGUGCUUAAGCCUCAUGGCUGCCUUGCAGUUCUCAACUACACCAUGGACAUGGAGCUGAGCUAUGGAGACUGCUCAGAGACUUUAAACCACAUCUGUAAUGAGUUUUAUGCAGCCCUGCAGCCUUUCCGGAAUCCUUACCUAGGUUCCAGCUCCUUCGAACUUUACAAGAAAACAUAUGACUCUCUCCAGUAUCCAGUCAAAGAAUGGCAGGACAUUUUUUGGGUGAGGAAGCCUGUCCCUCUCUCUGGCUACAUCGGCAUGGUGGAGUCUUUCUCCACUUUCCAGACUCUCUUAAAAAAAGAUCAAGAGGCCAGACGACUCUCACAGGACAUUGAACACAGACUGUUGCGUGCAAUGGAUGUAACAUCCUCGGAGAGAGAAGUUAUCAUGGGAGUUAAAUACUUCUAUUUUCUUGCCUGCAAGCCUGCAAAUGACUGAUUGCUUUCUUUAAAUCUUAAUUUUAGAACUUGUUAUUAAUUUGUAUUCCAAUAUGAUCAACUGAGUUACUAAUUUCCAUAACCAUCAAGUUUCAUAACCAUCAAGUAAAAAGUAAUA
Molecule: messenger RNA, 1170 nt
Organism: Sinocyclocheilus rhinocerous
Lineage: Eukaryota; Metazoa; Chordata; Actinopteri; Cypriniformes; Cyprinidae
Product: putative methyltransferase DDB_G0268948
Exons: 6
Coding region: 232-1053 (273 amino acids)
Molecular function (GO): S-adenosylmethionine-dependent methyltransferase activity
Source: RefSeq, a predicted model, not a curated record